Molecule: messenger RNA, 1197 nt
Organism: Mollisia scopiformis
Lineage: Eukaryota; Fungi; Ascomycota; Leotiomycetes; Helotiales; Mollisiaceae
Product: alpha/beta-hydrolase
Exons: 1
Coding region: 402-1133 (243 amino acids)
Biological process (GO): protein depalmitoylation
Cellular component (GO): cytoplasm
Molecular function (GO): palmitoyl-(protein) hydrolase activity; carboxylic ester hydrolase activity
Source: RefSeq, a predicted model, not a curated record
CGCUGUGGAUUCACACGUGAAGUUAUUCAAAUCAAGAAUUCAGUAUUUACGGCCUUCCAAAAAUACCACGUAUCCAAGGCUACGAUUUUGCCAAGCGAGAGGAAAGGGGGGGAGGUUGCGACGAUCUUCAAGAUCUUGAUUGUGAGCUCGACCACCAAGAUUCGCAAAGUCACGAGAUACCAAAAUAUCUUGCAUUCAGGUCCUUGACAAGGCCGAUUUUGUGGCGGAAGUCUGGAAGAAGGGAAGCAAGCUUACUUUCGCUGAUCUUCAGUAUCUCGAAUAUCCUGCUUCGAGCUUCCAAGGUUCUCAUCAACAACACGCUUCCCAUCACGAGAUACCAAAAAUAAACUCGCCUGCCUGUGCAUCUCUUCAACCUCAAGCGAAAAAGAAAGGGGCUCGCCAUGACUUCACCUCGCCUCCCUACCAAAACCGACCUCCCCUCCUCCCUCACACUCGACAUCAUCCCUCCAUCUACUGGCUCGCCAAUCAACAUCCUCAUCCUUCUGCACGGACUGGGCGAUACUCAAGCCUCAUUCGCACAACUAGGCAAGAAUUUAAAUCUCCCUGAGACAGCUUGUAUCAGUAUUCGUGGUCCAAAUCCUAUCCCGCCAAUCUUCACAGGCAGUGAUACUCCUGCUUUCCACUGGGGCGACGAUGUCUUGGUUGAUGAAGCAAAAGGAGAUAUUGACCUUGACGCUGGCUUCGAUACUUGCCAAAAGAUCUUUGGAAAUAUCAUCCAGGACGUAUUAAUCACAAAGUGUGGAUAUCCACCAAGAAAUGUUCUCUUUCUCGGAUUCGGUCAAGGCGGAAUGGCAGCCUUGCAUGUAGCAUCUCUCUCCUCGGGAGAAUUCGGCGGAGUCGUAAGCAUUGGAGGUCGAUUACCUUCUUCCAGCAAAUCAGGACCAAAAAGCAAGACUCCAGUGCUAGUUUGUGGUGGAAGUCGGAGCAGCCAGGUGACCAAGAGUGCAAUCGAGGGACUGAAGGAGAGGUUUGUGGAUAUGGAGUACGUGAAGUGGUCAAAGAACGAGGACUCGAUGCCGAAGAGCAGAGAAGAGAUGUUGCCGAUCAUGAAGUUUUUUGCUAGGAGGUUGAGGAGUAGGGCUGGAGUACCAGAAGGCGCCGUUGAGGUGUGAGGGUACUGUGGGGACUUUGCAUUAAAGGCACUGAGAUUCUUUAAGAACCUCUUAGAACAUUAGC